Molecule: messenger RNA, 543 nt
Organism: Osmia bicornis bicornis
Lineage: Eukaryota; Metazoa; Arthropoda; Insecta; Hymenoptera; Megachilidae
Product: 40S ribosomal protein S15Aa
Exons: 4
Coding region: 113-505 (130 amino acids)
Biological process (GO): translation
Cellular component (GO): ribosome; cytosolic small ribosomal subunit
Molecular function (GO): structural constituent of ribosome
Source: RefSeq, a predicted model, not a curated record
UACUAGUAAGUUUAAGGAGUCAGUAUGGUAACAUUGAGCAGGAGGGUCUCUUUUUCGGUCGGCUAAUCGAGCGUGUACGUUGGCGUGAUAAAUAAAUUUAUCAAUUGCAGCCAUGGUGCGUAUGAACGUUCUUAGCGAUGCUCUUAAAUCCAUUAACAAUGCUGAAAAGCGCGGAAAGAGGCAGGUGCUCUUGAGGCCCUGCUCAAAAGUAAUCAUUAAAUUUUUAACUGUAAUGAUGAGGAAAGGUUACAUCGGAGAAUUUGAAAUUGUCGAUGAUCACCGUAGUGGUAAAGUGGUCGUAAAUCUUAGUGGAAGAUUAAACAAAUGUGGUGUAAUUUCACCUAGGUUUGAUGUACCAAUUAAUGAUAUUGAAAAAUGGACCAAUAAUCUGUUGCCAUCUAGACAGUUUGGGUAUGUUGUGUUAACCACAAGUGGAGGAAUUAUGGAUCAUGAGGAAGCAAGAAGAAAACAUCUUGGAGGAAAAAUACUUGGGUUUUUCUUUUAAUUUUUAUUUAAUUCAAUAAAACUUUAAUAUCAAACUUU